Molecule: messenger RNA, 743 nt
Organism: Callorhinus ursinus (northern fur seal)
Lineage: Eukaryota; Metazoa; Chordata; Mammalia; Carnivora; Otariidae
Gene: FGF17
Product: fibroblast growth factor 17
Molecular function (GO): growth factor activity
Source: RefSeq, a predicted model, not a curated record
AUGGGAGCCACCCGCCUGCUGCCCAACCUCACUCUGUGCCUGCAGCUACUGAUUCUCUGCUGUCAAACUCAGGGGGAGAAUCACCCGUCUCCUAAUUUUAACCAGUACGUGAGGGACCAGGGCGCCAUGACCGACCAGCUGAGCCGGCGGCAGAUCCGCGAGUACCAGCUCUACAGCCGGACCAGUGGCAAGCACGUGCAGGUCACCGGGCGUCGCAUCUCUGCCACCGCGGAGGACGGCAACAAGUUCGCCAAACUCAUAGUGGAGACAGACACCUUUGGAAGCCGCGUGCGCAUCAAGGGUGCUGAGAGUGAGAAAUACAUCUGCAUGAACAAGAGGGGCAAGCUCAUCGGAAAGCCCAGCGGGAAGAGCAAAGACUGUGUGUUCACGGAGAUUGUGCUGGAGAACAACUACACGGCCUUCCAGAAUGCCCGGCACGAGGGAUGGUUCAUGGCCUUCACGAGGCAGGGUCGGCCCCGCCAGGCUUCUCGCAGCCGCCAGAACCAACGAGAGGCUCACUUCAUCAAGCGCCUCUACCAGGGCCAGCUGCCCUUCCCCAACCACGCCGAGAGGCAGAAGCAGUUCGAGUUCGUGGGCUCAGCCCCCACCCGCCGGACCAAGCGCACACGCAGGCCACAGCCCCUGACGUAGUGGGGGACACUGGGGGCAGCUGCCCCUCACCAGCCUUCCCAUCCCCUUCCCUUCCUGAUCCCAAGACUGGGCUGGGGUGGAGGGAGGGGAAC